Lepus europaeus (European hare) is the source of this 4619-nucleotide messenger RNA. It is a transcript of the gene FAM241A, whose product is annotated as family with sequence similarity 241 member A. Bases 1 to 426 code for a protein of 141 amino acids. Gene Ontology annotation, cellular component: intracellular membrane-bounded organelle. The transcript is spliced from 2 exons. Lineage: Eukaryota; Metazoa; Chordata; Mammalia; Lagomorpha; Leporidae. The record is from RefSeq and is a predicted model, not a curated record.
AUGUGCUCGGCCGGGGAGCUGCUGCGGGGCGGCGGCGGCGGCGGCGGCGGCGGCGGGGAGCGCGACGAGGACGGGGACGCCCUGGCGGAGCGGGCGGCGGCGGCGGCGGCGGGGACCGAGCGGGAGCCCGGGGCGAGCCCGCGGCGGCUCGGGCGGCGGCCGCAGGCGGAGAGCGAGCAGGAUAUUGAGGAAUCACGAAACCACACUGGCGAACCUGUCGGAGAUGACUACAAAAAGAUGGGAACGCUUUUUGGUGAACUGAACAAAAGCCUCCUCAACAUGGGCUUCACAAGGAUGUAUUUUGGAGAACGAAUUGUGGAACCAGUAAUAGUCAUUUUCUUUUGGGUUAUGCUGUGGUUUCUUGGCCUACAAGCCCUUGGACUGGUUGCUGUUCUUUGUCUUGUCAUUAUUUAUGUACAACAGUGAAACAUGGCUGAAUGAGUUGUUGUUUGACAUUUGGUAGCCAUAUAUAUAAUUGGCAAAGUUACACAUUUCAUUUUUGAAAGCUCGAAAAGUUUUCUUUGUUUUAAUUUUUAUGCUGGCUGUUUUAUAAUUAAAUUUAUAUGUGGAUAUUGUUUAAAAUUGAACUCUUGUUUAUAACAGGGGCAAAUGUAGAUUUUGAAUGUAGAUUAGCUUAUUUAAAAUCCUGUUUCACUACUAUGAUCUAUGCCUACUAUUAGACACCUCUGUUUCCAUGCAGAAUCUUAAAUAACACCACCAAACAGUGGGCAAGCAAAAAUAAUGGAAUCUGGAAUUCAAAUCAAGCAGUAUAAUUCGUAAAGAGAAUUCCAAUAAAACAUUUUAGAGGAAAAAGGAGGAGAUGAGAUAAAAAUGAGUUUUACUUGGAAACCCGUUCCACACCUGCCAUAUUAUUUGGGUAAUAUUUGCAUUUCUGUUGUCCCUGCUCAGCCCAAACCAAGGAAAAUGAUAACCAUACACUACCUUAAUAUCGUGGUGAAAAUAAAUAAAGCUAGCACAUUUUCUAAACAUUGAAAAGAAUAUAUUUAUUAUUAUUGGGGAAAGCUCCUAGAUUAAAUCAUCUUUUCUAUGAUGUAACACUUGGGCCUGGAAUGUCUUCAGAAUAUCUUUUGAAGUUUUAGACAAUUUUGGUGCUACUUUUUGUGUGUUUUUUAAAUCUCAUAAGCCAAGUCCAUGGUUGCCUGCACCCUGUGGUAAUGCUAUAUUUCUUGUAUCUAACAGGUUGCAUAUUUUUCCUAGAAAAACAUUUUCAGUGUAUUUUUUCAGGAAUUUGUAAUUUUAUAGUUUUUUUAUAACAGUUAUUCUAAUAUCUAAAAAGAAAAUAUUUCCCACCUUGACACAGAUUUUUUUCCCAAAAAACAUUGACCAAUAUUUUACUGUUAAGAAAAAAAUCAGAUUUUUUAAAUUAUCUGUAUUGGAAAGUACAGUAGUACUGUAUAAAAAACCAAAUGCUCAAAUUUGGAGCUUAACAGCCAAUAGUAAUAAUAUUCUUCUAAGGCUAAAGCCAAGUCAAUAACUGGCUAGCCAUGCUACUAAUAUGUCUUAACUCAGCACGUUGGAGAUUUAUAUUAGAAUAAGCAUUUCUUUAACUAUACUCUGAAAAUGGGAAAUAGCUUCAGUGAUAUUUUGGGUUUUGUCAGAGGAUCUAAAAUUUUACACUUUUGACUCAAAGACUAUUUAAACAAAGGAGAGGUAGUUAAAAUUAUUAUCUUGGAAUUCGAGUUAAAUACAAGGAAAAUGAGGUAGUGGAGGCAUUUUUAUCUUUGGUAUGAUGAGUAACUAAAACACAUAGAGUGUUUUCCACUUUGUAAGGUUUUCUUACAAUCCUGUUUUAAAAAAUUUGUCCUCUGAGUUCUUCUAUUGUAAAGCAGAAAAUAAUGAAAAAUGUUAAAUUUAGAUGUCUAAAAUAAGGUAAUCCUAAACAAAAAUACCAGUUAGGGGUCAUUAAAAAGUAUUGUGCAUUUGUAUAAAUGCAAGUCUCUUAAAAUUUGUACUUUGUCAUUGUUUUAUUGGGUUUACAAUAUUUUUAUAGUAACCUUUAUGAGCUCACAUAAGUGCAAGUUGUUUGAAAAAGAUGUUUUCAUUUCUGCACAGUAAAUUGGGAGGUUUUCAACAGAAGUUAUGAAAUUUUGUAUAUCUCCAUAAAAUAGUAAUAAGUACAUUUUUUCCAGUGCUACAAGAAAUUGUAAUUUCCCUUUGGGAUGCAUAAAAGGUAUAGUGUACAAAAUAACAUCUCUGGUUUUACCAGUGUCUAAAGUUGAAAAUAUUUUACAAGUAAGUUUUAAUAGUAAUUACUUAGUCUUCUGUCAAUACUAUGCAUCUGUGCACUGGUAUUAAUAAGGUGUGAAUUAAAUUAUAUGAAGAAAUAAGGAGAUAGCUUGCUAUUCUUUCUAUAUGUACAUAUAUGUAUAUAUGUAUAUGUCAGUGCAGUAUACCAUCAAAUCUUUUACUUUGAUAUGCAGGAAGAAAAGCUUUUCAUAUUUGAUGGAGGUGAAACAUUUCUUUUAUGGAAUAUAUUAGAAUACAUUUUUUGUAACACAAAAUAUAUAAGGUAAAUCUCUAUCAACCGACCUGAAACUAUUUGGAUCUUUUACAUGUGGGGAUUGUGGACCAUGGCUGUCUUCGGAAACAUCUAUAUUUAAUCAUAUGCUUUGAUCAGAGAAAAUCUGUUUGGGCUGUCAGUGAGCUAUAAAUCCAUUAAAGAUUAUUUAAUUGAUCAGGAAAAGAGAAACUUAACAAACUGAUGGAACACAAAUUACAGCAUAAGUAAAAGUUUUUGAAAUAUAGAAAACUUAAAAUAGUCAAAGCUAGAUUUGAGUACCAAAAGGCUGUUUUGUUUGUAGACUAUAUUUCAAGAUAUUUUACAAAUAUUUAUUGAUUUCAGAUUAUUUAAAAUGCUUUCAUUGCCAAUUUAUGUUGGUAUAGGUGACAAAAGAAAGCAAAUAAAACUCAUACCUGUUAGUACCUCUAGUAAUAAACUUGGCCAAGAAGAAUAUAAAAUAAUAAACACAUUAUGGCUUCAGGAUUAACAAUGGACUUGUGGUCUUUCAUAACUCCUGUUUCUCUGUCCAACGCUUAAUUUUUUGGUGUUUUUGGUAUUUAGUCCAACAGCCUGCUCUCUGAUUACUCUACAUAUCAGCUAUAACAGUGUCACUAUUCCCAUGGCUUUUUUUACCAUUUGCACACUAACACCUCCCCUAAGUGCCCAAAAAAGGAUCUCAGCAUCCUUCUCCCAAAUCUUUUCUUCCUAUAUUUCCUGUCUCAGCAAAUGACACAAUCCUCUCCCCAUCUGCUCAAGCAGGAUAUAGGUGACAUCUCAGAUUCCUGUCUCUCUUGCAUUGCCCACAUAUAGCCAAUUAGCAAGUUUUGUCUAUUUGAUUUCUAAAAAUGUCUUUAUUCUCUAUUUUUCUUCGUUCCCAGAAUCACUAACAGUCCAUUCUGCAGUCACCUCACCUGGAAUUCUAUCUCAGAAUCCCAGUUGUUUUCUUCACCUUCAUUUUCUGCUUCAUAGUUACAGUAAUCUUUCUAAAGUUAAUCGUUAUAAAACUCUGAUCCCCUUGGCCUAAAUCUUUUCAGUGUUUACUAUUGCCAUUAUGAUAAAGUCCUUACUUCUUAAUAUGAUUUUGCAAGGUCCUUCGUAGACCAGUGCUUGUGUUCCUCAUCUCUCCAUACUACCAUAACACCCUUUCUUCCAAGAUUUAGCCAUACUGAUUUUCUCUUUAGGUUCAUUGAAGGAGAGAUGUCUUUUCAUUUCUAGAAUUCUAUACAUUUUUACCAUAUUCCUUUAAUCCCCCUCUGCAAAACUGGCCAACACCUACACACCAUUAAGUUCUCAACUUAGAUAUUAUGUCCCAUGGGAAAACUUAUCUGAUUCCUGUAAAUACAGUUUUGGUACCUAAUUGCUUUGUUCCUUAUUAUAUGGCACUCUGUACUUCCCUUUCGAAAUUUCUCAGGCUAUAUUGUAAUAGCUUAUUUAUCACCUCCUUCCAUUAGAAUAUAGUCUUCACAAGAGUAGAGACUAUGUCUCUCAUGUCCAUAAUUGCAUUGCCAGUGCCUGCCACGAAGCCUGGCACAUAGUAGGUGCUCAAAUAAUUGUCAAGUGAAUAAACCAAGUUCAUUUAUUAAUGUUCUCUCUAUAUUAACAAAGAUCUAGAGUUGAUUGUACUGUAGUGUUCUUUGACUCCAAAAAGAUACUCAUUGUGCAUAAAGAGAAUGAAUCAAUGUAUACAUUAUAAUUUGUAAAGUCUGUUCACUUUUGAUGGGGGAAUAUCGCUGUUAUUUGCAUACAUAUCUAGUAUUUCUGCAAUACAUUGCAUUUUUUAAGAGGAACUGUAUCCUGUUUUGUGCUUGAUUGAUUAACUGUCUCUCCAGGAAAAAAGAUUUUGCAAUACACUGGGUCACUGAUGCUACCAAAAUUUCAUGUUCAGUAUUUUUCAAUAGAACUCUACUAAAUUUCACUUUUUUUCAUAAACUCUGAAGCCAUAAGUGGGAAUUCUCAAGUAUAUAAGUUUUGUAUUUUAGGCUCCAAAAUAAAUUCACUAGUAGAAUAUAGCCCAAUAGCAAGACUAUAAAUGUUAAAUAACACGCACAUAAUGUUCUUUGUUAUUCUUUCUAAUAAAUAAUACUUUUACAACUCUGAA